This is a messenger RNA of Photinus pyralis (common eastern firefly), 1163 nucleotides long. RefSeq names its product protein PIH1D3-like. Gene Ontology annotation, cellular component: cytoplasm. Lineage: Eukaryota; Metazoa; Arthropoda; Insecta; Coleoptera; Lampyridae. The transcript has 3 exons. Gene Ontology annotation, biological process: axonemal dynein complex assembly. Bases 412 to 984 code for a protein of 190 amino acids. The record is from RefSeq and is a predicted model, not a curated record. Gene Ontology annotation, molecular function: protein-folding chaperone binding; dynein intermediate chain binding.
UGUUGACUAGAACUCACUUAAUAUAAGACUGACAAAUAUCUGCUCCAAAUCAUCUACUGUUUGUAUAAUUACUGAUCGUCAUUGGUAGCAUUAAAAUUUGUCAAUUAAAUUAAUCGCAUUCGAAUAUUGUGAUGUAUCUCACUUGUGUUACUAAAAUAGAACUCUCGCACAAUGGCGAUAUUCAUAUUAACCUUAAUUUAAAAUUUAAGCUUUUGAUCACCCGGAAGACAUAGGGUAUUUAGGCUAUGGCAAUGAAUUCUGAUUAAAUCAGGUGAAACUAGAACGGAGGUUUCUCAAAUCUUAACACAUGGAUAGUAACAAUUGAGUUUCCUGCAAAUCUCCAAUGCAUGUAACUAUAACAACAAUUGUUUAAUCAAUAGUGCACCUACAAGUAAGGAAUAGACAUUGCCAAUGGAUUUUGACGGAUCUAGCCUUUUAAAACUCGCAGAACUUCUGAAGCCGCAAAAGGAAUUUGAUACUGAUUCGGAUUCAGAGGAUGACGCCCGUGAUCCCAAAGAGCCAGAAUGUAAGGGAGGAAAGACACCAAAGCAAAGCGUGUACAGCAAAUUACCACCAGAAAAGCCAAAAUUUGACGUAAACGAUCCAGAAUCCGAGGAAGCGUUAUAUUUUUCGGAACAAUCGUGUGCAAACUCAGAUUGGAGAAAAACGCCGCAGUGGGAAGUCGCGUAUAAACAGCAAGUGUCCGCUUCCGAUGUAUUUUUGCAAAUGAGCGGAAAAUCUACAUCUACGGCUAGUUGUGAGGACAUGAUAAUUAAAAUUAAUUUACCGGAAGAGGAUUUUCGCAAUAUCGAUCUGAAAAUUACGGAAACUUGCUUAAAAUUGGUGUCGCCCAAAUACAAACUUGAAGUACCGCUUCCUCAACCGGUAGAUCCCCAGCGAGGAAAUGCACAAUGGGAUAAAGAUGCCGAAAAACUCGUCGUCACGCUCAGAAUGAAUCGAGAAUUUGAUUUUAUCAAUUUUUAACUUUGUACCUAGGGCUUUUAGAUUAGUUAUUAUAAUUUGAUGCAAAAUGUUCGUAAAAUUCUUGCCCUCAGAUGUCUAACAGAAAUGGAAAAAAUUUUAGGAAUUGGGAUAUAUUUAUUCCAAAGACCUUGACUUUGAUUAAUACAACCCAAAAGUUAGUUAAAAUCAUUUGUGGAAUU